Messenger RNA from Beauveria bassiana ARSEF 2860, 4074 nucleotides. RefSeq names its product protein of unknown function DUF1709. The record is from RefSeq and is a predicted model, not a curated record. The transcript is spliced from 4 exons. Bases 1 to 4074 code for a protein of 1357 amino acids. Lineage: Eukaryota; Fungi; Ascomycota; Sordariomycetes; Hypocreales; Cordycipitaceae. Gene Ontology annotation, molecular function: GTP binding.
AUGUCUUCGGAGCAGGUGUAUCCCCUUCGAAUCGCCAAAAGCAGCACGCCCAAGUCGUCGCCAACAAAGAUGGCUGGCAGUCUCCCCCGCCCUUUGUCGGAGCUCUCGCCUUCUGAGAAGCGUCGCAACUCUCCUAGCUGGCACCAGAUUGCCUCUCCCAAGAAACCAACGCUUGGCAACGACUCGUCUCCAUUCCAGUCGUCGCCACUCGAUGGAGGGUCCUCCCCACGACACUUUUGGCAGAGUCGCAACUCAGAAAACGUGCCCUAUGGUGGAGGCCAUACCGCCACCUCCCCGUCGCCCCAACGCCGCUCCUCCAUUGAGAGACUGCAGAGAGCUUCCCGAGUCAAGAAUAGCAAUAUCUUGGCCUUGGAACAGAAGCAGGAAUAUGAUCCCACUCGCAUCCCCACAAUUGAGAGACCCCUCGCAAAGGUUCAAGUAAACAGUCUUGGCUUUUCCUCCAGCUCCAGCGGCAGCUCCAGUGGCGGCUUACGCUCGCUCGACUGUGAAUAUCAGAUCCCCGAAUUCAAACGCAGUGACACUGCUUCCACUUCCACAUCCUUCUUCUCUACUAUGAGCACAAACACCGCCAUUGGGCCUGUCGCAGCUCCCACCACACCUCGAACCAAUCGCGAUCAGCCAGCCAAUUCGCCGACCAAGUCGUCUCUCUCCCCAUCCAAGUUCAAGGAAGCUUUUGAUCCCGUUACCGGAACCUGGUCAACGCGCUCAUCCUACAUCGAUGAGGAUUUCAACCUGAGCAGGUCAUCGCAUCGCCAUGUGAAGAGCGUGACCUUUGAUGCUGCUCCUCCCCAAAUCAAUGAGUAUGAAAUGGCCACACCCGAUCUCUCUUCCGUCGGAACCAACUCACGCGAAGGAAGCUACGAAUCUGACGAUACCGACGGCGACCGCGGCUACUACGACCUCGCUCACGGCGAAAGUAUCGACGAAAGCUUUGACGCAUCACUCGAGGACACCAUGAAAACCCCCGUCGUUGGCCCUGACGACUAUACCGCGUACGGUCGUGGCCACGGGCGUUACGAAGCCAGCCCCAAGCCCGAGGGCACUCCUACUAUGGCGCUGUCCAAUACCCAUAAGCACAACAAGAAUAGUCCAACCUCAGUCUCUUCCAGUGCUGAGCACCGACCUCUGCCUCCUGUGCCGAACAGAGGCCACGAGCGCGUCAAGUCGAGCGACUCCUCGUCUGGCCUGUCUGCCACCGCCGAGCGCAUGAUAAAUUCGGGUCAGCGCAACCUACCGACCCCUCCGCCAGCAUCCGUCAGCAAGUCUGACAUCCAGAGCUUCGGCAACAACAAGAUGCCCCUUGAGGAGCGCCUCAAGCUCAUGAUGCUGUCUGACGAUGGCGAUGGCAAGACGGCCGCUGAGCAACAGCGCGAGCGCCGCCUUAGAAGAGGUAGCGCGCGCGAGCGCUUCAGCAGCCCUGUAGCGGAGGAGCACAAGACCCCGACCCCUGAAGACGCUGAGGCCGAUGACACCAUUGGUGACAUGUCUGCCCUUGGUGACUUCCAGAUGCCUGACAAAAUUUCUCGCGAAUCCAUCCUGCGACGUGUUAAUGGCAACCAAUCCGCCGACGGUCAAUCCGAUUUCAACCUGUCGUCCCCUGCACGAAGCCCUGAGCGCGGUCCUGAGCGGGCGUUUGAUGUAUCUGUGAUCCCAGAGGAUCCAGAUAUUCCUAUUCCAUCCACAGAAGACUCAGUGAUAGAAGACGAGACUAUCGUGGAGGACGGCAGCGUCAUCAUCACCAGAAACCCCUCCGAUUAUGACGAUGAGGUCUCGGACUUGUAUGAUGAGGAUGAUGAGAUUAGCAUUCUGCCUGACGACGAUACAUAUGAAGAGUCUCUGCACCAAGACGGACAAGUUGAGGAAGUGGCUAGCGAAGAAGAAGCCCCCCAGCUUGCUGCGCCUUGUGAGCCUGCUCUGCCCCUAGAGCCUUCACUGCCCCCCGAGCCUACUGUUGUUGAGUCAGAACCUAUCGUGAAGCCUCAAGAGACAGUUCAGAAGCCGAUUUCUCCCGCACCUGCGCAACGGACUGUGACGCCGGAUAAGGGCUUCUCCAAGCCAGAGUACGAUGGCAGUGGCUGGGGCGACGACGAAGAAUAUGCUGAUGAGCCUGAGAGCCCCGGCUCUGUCAUCCAUCACCCUGUUGACGAGGAGAGUGUUAUCGAAGAGGAACCUGUUGAAUCUCCCGCCAUCCCUGAGCAGCUGGCCACCAUCAAGGCAUCUUCCGGUUCCAAGUUGAAAACCAGGGUGUCUAACACACCAUCCGACAUUGCUUCUAUGCGCGAGGCUCGGCGAUUAGCAAGCCUGGAAGUGCCCAGUGUACCCCCGAUUCCGCAGAAGCACAAGAACCGGGUCUCUCAAGACAUGACUGCCCAGCUGGCUGAUGGUGACGAUCCUUUUGUUGAGCGUCACCCCAGCUUCAAAAACCGCAGCCUGACUCUCGACCUGGACACUGGUCUUAGCCUAGACAAGGAUUUUGAAAGAGUCAUUGAGGGCCAAAAGCGCGGCUAUCUCAUGCGCCAGAAUACCAAGCUGGUGGCUGCUAGUGAUAAAGAGGGCGAGGAAGCCCGCAAGACGCGCUCUGUCCACAACUCUCCGGUUAAAGGUUUCAGGCCUGAGUCUUGGACUGUCGAGCCUUGGAACCCCGCUGUCCGCAAGAAGAGUACCAGCUCCAAAGCAACUAGCACUGGCUCUAUUCCUCCCCUUCCUGGCCACGGGAGCAACAGUAUACCCACUCGUUCCAUUGCCGAGGACGAUACUAGCGUGGAUGCGACUACGCUAGAUGGCGCCGAAAGAGGCCGUCUUUUUGUCAAAGUGAUGGGUGUCAAGGACCUCGAUCUGCCUAUUCCCAGGAAUGAGCGCACCUGGUUCAGCCUUACGCUCGACAACGGCGUACACUGUGUUACCACAUCUUGGCUGGAGCUCGCUCGCAACGCGCCCAUCGGUCAGGAAUUUGAGCUUGUCGUACCCAACGAUCUGGAAUUUCAGCUUACUCUCAACGUCAAGCUCGAGAAGCCUGCCUACCUCGACAUCCCUGCUCCAAUCAAGACGGCUAAAUCCAAGACGUCGGCGUUUAGUAGAGUUUUUGCUUCUCCCAAGAAACGCAAGGAGAUUGAGCUCCGCCAAAAAGAAGAGGAGCGUAUCGCAAAGCAACAUCAGGAGGCUCUCGCCCGUCAAAAGAACGGCGCCCAUUCUGCUUAUGAGCUUCUCUCUCCCCUUGUCGCCGAGGUGGAUGGCAGCUUUGCUCGCUCUUACGUCUGUCUCAAGGAGCAUGAGAACCGAUGCUACGGUCGUCCAUACAUGGCCGAGGUUGUUUGCUUCAACGAGUGGGCGCAGGAAGAAGAGGCGUUUGCCUGUAGCGUAAAGAGCAAGCGAGGACCUGGUGCGGUCGUUCGCAAAGCCCCAUACAAGAUUGGCAAGCUCGAACUACAACUGCUUUUCGUUCCCAGGCCAAAGAACGUAACCGAUGAUGAUAUGCCGAAGAGCAUGAACUCGUGCAUCCGCGAGCUCAGAGCGGCCGAAGAAAGACUAGCUAGAAGCUGGGAAGGCCCUCUGAGCCAACAAGGAGGCGAUUGCCCUUACUGGCGCAGAAGAUACUUCAAACUGAGCGGCGCACGGUUGACUGCCUACCAUGAGGCGACUCGCCAGCCUCGUGCUACAAUUAAUCUGGGCAAUGCCAAGCGCCUGAUUGAUGAUAGACGGGCACUGACGGAGAAAGAAACGACCGUCAAAGGUGGAAAGCGUCGCAGAUCAGCGUUCGCGGAAGAAGAAGAAGGUUACAUGUUUGUCGAGGAAGGAUUCCGCAUUCGCUUCAACAAUGGCGAAGUCAUUGACUUUUAUGCGGAUACCGCCGAGGACAAGGAAGGAUGGAUGAAAGUGCUGCAAGAAGUCAUUGGCCGUGGCGCAAGCAAUGCAGAUGAUGACGGCGCCCCGCGAUCCCGUACAAAGUGGUGCGAGGCUGUCCUUAAGAGGGAAGAGCAGCUUCGGCGACGAGCGGAAGGGAGAUCGAGCCACAGCCGUACCAAGAGCGGGCAGAGUAGUGGUGCUCCGUUCUAG